Messenger RNA from Paramecium octaurelia, 942 nucleotides. The record is from the annotation of a GenBank genome assembly. Lineage: Eukaryota; Ciliophora; Oligohymenophorea; Peniculida; Parameciidae.
UAUGAGAUGUUUUAAAAAAAUGGUUUCAAAAUUAUUGAAGAACAAUUACAAAAGUUUUUCAAAAUUGUUGACAAACAUAGAGAUAGUAAUGAUAAAUGUAAUCAAAGAUGCUUUAAAUUGGAGCGAAUUCAAAAAUUCAGCUUUCAAUGAAUUAGCCGCCCAAGGUAUUCCCUUUAAUUAACUUUAUAGUCUUCUAUGAAAUCAUGAAAGAACUAAGAGAGAAUAUGGAAAAAGAACAAAAAUUAGACAGUUCUUCUCCUGCUGCAAAAUACAUGCCAUUUACUUUUAACAAUAUGAUCUCUUAUCUAAGCUAUCUGGCAAGUAGAGAUGAAUUAAUAAAAGCCAUUGAUGUUUCAAAUUAUCCAUUAAAUUUUAGGACACUUCCAUUUCUCAAUUGGAGAAAUUCAAGAAAUAUAUGGAAAUGAUCAAUUUAAAUUCAACAUUAAGUGUCUAAAAACGAAAUCAAUCAACGCCUGAAGUUGAUAUCAUUCAUGAAGAAGCAGGAGAAAACCAAAACCUAGACCAAGAACAAGAAUUUAUUAAGAGAAAUGAACAACGGUUUAACUUAUUCAAUAACUCCUGUAAAGGCUCUCAUAUAACUUAGUUUAUAAUUCUCAAAGUGCCUUCAAAGAGUCCUAAAUCCUAAAAAUUACCUAAUGUGAUGCCAAAAGAAUAAUUAUUGAAAGUAGCCAAAAAAUUAAGAGAAAUUGAUACCAUUGUAAGAUCGCAUCAAGUUCCUGAGACUUAAAGUUUAUUUAAUAUAAGGAGAAAACUAAUAACUCAAUCAUAAAAUUGAAACAAGACGUAUCUAAAUAUAUACAUUUAGCUAAAACCUAAUAUAAUAUAAAUGUUGAUGAAUUAUAAAUAGUAAACGCUCCUUAAUAUUUUUAUAGCAAAGCACGAAAAGUAAACCUCCCCUUACUUUGAAAAUCAGGAACUUUG